Rubroshorea leprosula is the source of this 889-nucleotide messenger RNA. Lineage: Eukaryota; Viridiplantae; Streptophyta; Magnoliopsida; Malvales; Dipterocarpaceae. The record is from the annotation of a GenBank genome assembly.
GCAGGUUAGAUUCGUUAGAAGGAGGAAGACGCGAGACCUGAAACUGUAUCGUGGUUCGUGUGUUUGGCACAAACCCAGCUCCUUCCCGGGGAGAAAACCUCCGUCUCCGACAUGGUAAAAGCUUGGACGGCGACCACGAUCACGAUGUACUGAGGGAAGAUCUUACAAGGCAUGUCGAAAUCGCUGAUUCAUCGCAUAACGCCGUUCUUCGCCGCUCGAAUCCGGCAAAACCACAGCCUUCUGGUGUCUUCUUAUUCUUCUUCCUCCUCUCCGGCUCUUCAUGAUUCCUCUUCUCAAUCUUUAUAUCCUUCUCUUGAUUCCGUUCAGAUGACCGAUAAUUGCAUCAAGAGAAUGAGAGAAUUGCAAGUCAGUGAGGAAUCAGCAGAUGAAAAGAUGCUUCGCUUGAGUGUAGAAACUGGUGGAUGUUCAGGGUUUCAGUAUGUUUUUAAUCUAGAUGACACGACCAACCCAGAUGACAGGGUUUUUGAGAGAGGAGGAGUAAAAUUGGUAGUUGAUGAUAUUUCAUAUGAUUUUGUAAAAGGGGCAACUGUAGAUUAUGUUGAAGAGCUAAUUCGUUCGGCAUUUCUUGUGACUACAAACCCAAGUGCGGUGGGAGGAUGUAGUUGUAAAAGUUCAUUCAUGGUGAAACAAUAGGUCGUUCAAAUACAUUACCUGUAUUUCCAGCCGUGACGAGAAACCAUCUAGAUCUGGAGUCAAUCAAUUAUUCUACAGGAUUAACAAUAAUCUGAAUUCGUACACAGUGAGCCUCUUUCAUGUAAUAUUUUGAUGCUUCACAGCUUGCCUUGCAUGAUAAACUGGUUUAUAGUCAACUCAUCUCUUUUGGUAUUAAAUUACAGAAAAUAAAGUAUAAUAAUUUGUGAUGACUCCC